UGUGGCUCUUCAGGCCUUCUGAGGACUUGCUUCAUCGGCAGCCAUGUUGGCCGACGCCUGGGCUUGUUUGCUGUAUUUGUACACGGUUUUCCAUCAGCUGGUGGUUCCCUGCAGCCAUCCUGAGCAGCUGCUGGUGAACUCUGUGAACCGACAGCAGUACCUGGGAAAAUGGCACUUCGAGGCGGCUGUCAGUCGCAGAGGAGCCGACAUCCAGAAGUUUAAGGUGCUGGACAGCGUCGUCUUCACCAUGGAGGAGACGGACAAUGAGACUCUGGUCCUGACUGGACACAUGCGCAUGGGGGAUGACUGCAUGAAGCAGACGUGGACGUAUCAGAUCCAGCCUGGAAGGGACGAUCUGAUCCUGCAGGGAAGGCCGCAGCGCAGAAACCUGCUCUGGAGCGGCACGUGGGCCAACUGCCCCGACUGCAUCAUUUUCCAGGAAGUGGAGCCGCCUCUGAGUGAGAGCGACUCCGAGGACUCGCUCAACAGAUACAUGCUGUACGCUCGACAGAAGGACCUGGACCCUGAUGUCACUACAACUUUUCUAAAAAAGUCAGCGUGUCGUAACCUAAAGGAGAGCGUCAGACUACCCCAGGAAAAGGAGUACUGCCUCUAG
Molecule: messenger RNA, 616 nt
Organism: Nematolebias whitei (Rio pearlfish)
Lineage: Eukaryota; Metazoa; Chordata; Actinopteri; Cyprinodontiformes; Rivulidae
Gene: apom
Product: apolipoprotein M
Exons: 6
Coding region: 44-616 (190 amino acids)
Biological process (GO): cholesterol efflux; high-density lipoprotein particle remodeling; high-density lipoprotein particle assembly
Cellular component (GO): low-density lipoprotein particle; high-density lipoprotein particle; very-low-density lipoprotein particle
Molecular function (GO): lipid carrier activity; phospholipid binding
Source: RefSeq, a predicted model, not a curated record